UCCCUCAAACUUAGGACUUCUAUUUUUUUUUUCUUUUUUCCUCCUUUUCUCCUCUUCUUUUUCUCAUCCCUUGGGAUUAGGGUUUCAAGAGGGGUGGUGGGGGGUAUGGGGAGAGCUCCGUGUUGCGAUAAGCAGGGGAUGAAGAAGGGGCCGUGGACUCCCGAAGAAGAUAAAAUCCUCGUCGAUUAUAUCCAAUCCAACGGCCACGGAAGCUGGCGCUCUCUCCCUAAGCUCGCAGGUUUGCUACGCUGCGGCAAGAGUUGUCGUCUCCGGUGGACCAACUACCUGAGACCCGACAUCAAGCGCGGCCCCUUCACCACCGAAGAGCAAAAAUCCAUCGUCCAACUCCACGGCAUCGUCGGUAACAAGUGGUCCACGAUCGCGGCCCAGUUGCCCGGUCGCACAGACAACGAGAUCAAGAACUACUGGAACACCCACCUCAAGAAGCGCCUCCUCCGCAUGGGCAUCGAUCCCGACACCUUCGCCCCUUCCUCCUCCCCCUCCUCCUCCUCCCCCUCCGCUGCCGCCGCCGCCGCGCCUGCCUCCUCUUUCCCGACUACCCGCCACAUGGCCCAGUGGGAGAGCGCCCGCCUCGAGGCCGAGGCCCGCCUCUCCCGCGAGUCGCUGCUCUUCUCCUCCUCCGCCGCCGCCGCCGCCGCAUCCGCCGCAUCCGUCGGCGCCCGCAACGAGUCCGAUUCUCCGCCGCAUUCUAAUGCCGAGCCCGAUUUCUUCCUCCGGAUGUGGAAUUCCGAAAUUGGCGACGCCUUCCGGAAGCCCGUCUCCGGAGACAGCAGCAUUGCAGAUGCUGCGGUGAAGGUGGAGACGCCAGCAAGGGAGGAGACGGAGAGCAAGAGCUGCGUGUCCGUAGCUGCUGCUGCGGCGGCGGCGGCGGUGGGGGGGCGGGGGGACGACUCGUCGGGGUCGAAUGAGGUGGAGGAGACGUCGGAGGAGGAGACGUACGACCUGUACCUGGACUUCGGCGGUGACGACCUGGGCGUGUUCAGUGGCCACCUCGGGAGCUUCUCGCUCUUCGGCAGCGACCUCGCGGAGGCGUCGCUGGACACGGCAUUCAAAUGACCGACUUACUCUAAUUACCUCUUUUCUGCUGUUUGCAUUGGCGCAUUCACGAAAGAAAAUUUGAAUUUGAAUUUGAAUUUCGAGGCGAGGGUAUGGAUGGUCAAAGGAGGUUCGAUGUCAUCACGUUUAAGCUGGGAUUUUUGGUUUUGGGCCAGCUACGAGAGUAGGUUUUGUUUAUUUUAUUUUAUCUUUUUUGGGGAGGUUUUAUUUUUGGAGAUGUGUAGUAUAUCAUCACAAUGUAUGGGGAUGCAGCUGCGAGGGAUUUUGUAGUGAAAUGAAUGGAUGAUCCUGUAGCAUCUUAUUAGAGCUGUUUGUACAAUGGAAAUGGACCACAAUAUUAUCUACUAAUUAAGCUGCUACUGAUGCCUCUGAAA
Molecule: messenger RNA, 1451 nt
Organism: Ananas comosus (pineapple)
Lineage: Eukaryota; Viridiplantae; Streptophyta; Magnoliopsida; Poales; Bromeliaceae
Product: myb-related protein Myb4
Exons: 4
Coding region: 106-1077 (323 amino acids)
Source: RefSeq, a predicted model, not a curated record